This is a messenger RNA of Chelmon rostratus (copperband butterflyfish), 1589 nucleotides long. RefSeq lists its product as uncharacterized. NCBI's taxonomy places the organism in Eukaryota, Metazoa, Chordata, Actinopteri, Chaetodontiformes, Chaetodontidae. The record is from RefSeq and is a predicted model, not a curated record. The transcript is spliced from 6 exons. The coding region runs from base 103 to 1068 and encodes 321 amino acids.
CACACCCACUCUGUGCAGGAUCAGGAUCAGGCUCUCGCCCGCGAGUUGCGCCGGGCUUUCAGUGUCGUACCUUGCUCGCAGACGCUCAGGUCAGAGGCCGACAUGUUCUGGUAUGAUAUACUCUGUCACCCCGUGUGGUUCGUGUCCACGGCGCUGCUGGCGAUCGUUGCGCGCGUCCAGAGGAGAGGACCCUGGGACCCGAGAGCCUGCACCGUGCAGCUGAAGGGGAAGACUGCGAUAGUGACUGGAGCCAACACAGGGAUCGGGAAGUUCAUUGCCCUGGACUUUGCACGACGCGGGGCCCGUGUUAUCCUCGCCUGUCGAAGUGAGGACCGGGGGACGGCGGCGCUUAAAGAAAUCAGGGAGAAAACAGGAAACUCUGACAUCCACUUGCGCCUGGUGGACGUCUCUUCCCUGGACUCUGUCAGGGAAUUUGCUAAGGGGAUUCUUGAGGAGGAGAAAGCUCUCCACAUCCUCGUUAACAAUGCUGCAGUAUCAGGUUUACCCAGGCAGAUAACCAAAGAUGGAUUGGAUAUGUCUUUUGCCACCAAUCACCUGGGACCGUUUCUUCUCACCAACCUGCUGCUGGAACUGAUGAAGCGCUCCGCCCCAUCUCGCAUUGUCACGGUCAGCUCAGUCAACCACAAGAAGGGUCAAGUGGACUUCUCUCACUUUCAUGGCGAGAACCUCACUUAUUUCAUGGAUCAAGUCUACAACCACACUAAGCUGCACAAUAUCAUCUGUACCAAUGAGCUAGCACGCAGGCUACAAGGAACAGGUGUCACUGCAAACUCUGUUCACCCCGGUAUCGUCAUGACAGAAGUGAUGAGACACUAUCCAUUGGUGAUUCGUUGUAUUUUCAACCUCAUUGGAGUUUUCUUUUUCAAGUCUUCAGAGGAGGGCGCUGUCAGCCCAAUCUACUGUGCAGUCGCAGAAGAAACGGAGGGGAUAACUGGGAAGUACUUCGACAGCGACUGCUCCCUGGUUCUUCCCGCCCCUUUGGCUCGAGACGCUGCCCUCGCGGUCAAGGACUUUGAGAUCAGCGAGAGAGUGACCUCAAAGCUCUAAAACAACUAUCAGGCAAAUGGAGGCUUGAUAACAGAAAAGGGGUCAAAUUCCGCCCUCUUAUUGCACUUCUUUAGGGAACAGCGAUGGCAUAAUGUGUCUGUAUUGAAUCAUCGGGUGGAUGUUUCUGAAUACUUUUUCAUAGCUACUAUAGGGACAUGCAAUUGAAUCAUGUCUUGAAUACUUAAAACAUGGCAAAGCUUUCUGCAUUGGUGUGGGUCAAACAGGGUUAAUCACUUAAUACUAAGAAGUAAUUGUCAUAUCGGCAGCUAUGUUGUUUGUUUGAUUUUCAUCCAGGAAAAUGGUGAAUAUGUUUUCUUUUUAGUAAGAAAGCCUUGUGGCUUUCAUUCAGGUGUGUGAAUGAGCUAAAUGAAAGACUUUCCUCAGACAGAUGCUGACACCAUGUGGUCACCUGAAGCUGGCAUGCCGCUUCAGAAAUGACAACAGAAGCUCCAAUAAGUGACACAAUCGCUUCCCUUUAUUGACUUGAUUCAUUAAAACACAAUAAAACAUUUGAGCAUUCA